Molecule: messenger RNA, 3355 nt
Organism: Scomber japonicus (chub mackerel)
Lineage: Eukaryota; Metazoa; Chordata; Actinopteri; Scombriformes; Scombridae
Gene: acer3
Product: alkaline ceramidase 3
Exons: 11
Coding region: 34-837 (267 amino acids)
Biological process (GO): phytosphingosine biosynthetic process; ceramide metabolic process
Cellular component (GO): endoplasmic reticulum membrane
Source: RefSeq, a predicted model, not a curated record
UACAUCCGUUAGCAGCCUCCUCCUCUUUCCAUCAUGGCUCCGUCGCUGGACAGGCAGGGAUACUGGGGGCAGCCGACCUCAACGCUGGACUGGUGUGAAGAAAAUUAUGUCGCCUCUUUUUAUAUCGCAGAAUUUUGGAACACUGUCAGCAACCUGAUUAUGAUUCUUCCUCCAAUCUAUGGAGCCAUCCAGACGUUUCGUGAUGGCCUGGAGUUUCGUUAUGUCUGCUCUUUCCUCGGACUGGCAGCUGUCGGCGUUGGAUCCUGGUGCUUCCACAUGACGCUGCUGUAUGAGAUGCAGUUACUGGACGAGUUGCCAAUGAUUUACAGCACAUGCGUUUUUGUCUACUGUCUAUACGAGUGCUUCAAACAAGAGAACAGCCUCAGUUUAUUUCCUAUUGCAUUGUUAUUCAUCUUCAGUGUCUCGGUCACUGUGGUGUACCUGCAGUGGAAGGAGCCAGUGUUUCAUCAGGUCAUGUAUGGUGCUUUAGUAGCCUGCCUGGUGAUGAGAUCAAUCUUCAUUGUAACAUGGGUGUACCCAUGGCUCAAACCUCUAUGUUACACCUCCUUAGGUAUCUUUCUGUUAGGUUUUCUACUGUGGAACAUUGACAAUAUCUUCUGUAACUCAAUAAGAGCCAGUAGACACACACUGCCCUCUGGUGUUGGAGUAGUAACACAGUUCCACGCCUGGUGGCACAUCUUCACAGGCCUGGGAUCAUACUUGCACAUACUUCUCAGUCUGCAGAUCAGAUCAACCUACCUCAAGUACAGACCAAAAGUAAAGUUUAUCUGUGGAGUUUGGCCUGCACUGCACAUUGACCCACAGAAGACAAGCUGAGAUUAAGGGACAAGGACCAACUGAAGGAUGGUGACUGCCUCACCCAGACACCAUCGGCACAAGGACCUGCCAAUGCCUCUCUGCCAGUGCUAGGGACUCUGCCACAGCCAGGGGGCAGUAUGGACCUCAAGGCACCAACCCAGGGAACCUUCGGUUCGGCUCUAUGGGGAUUUACUAAGUACAGUAUAGCACUGACUCCAGUUUUAAGAAAUGGAAGCUUUUUUUUUCAUCACUAAUAAUUUAUUAGAUUAGCUUUUCUGUAAUUUUUAUUGAAGUGUAAUCAUUUUAUUUGGUCCUUCAGUUCAAAAACCAAUAUGAUGUGUAGUCCACUGCAGUGGUUAAUGUUGAAGGGGUUAUGGAUGCUAUUUUAGAGUUUUUUAUUUUGGGGUUUUGGGAAAAGGGGGAACCAGUGUCAAUUUAGAAUUCACAAUUAGCGUAUUAAUCGUUGUAUGUUCGAUUCUGUGGAUAUUUGAAUCUACUAAGCCUAAAGAUUUUUAAAUCCUUAAUGAAGAAUAAUGCUUCUAUGUAGAUUUACAAGUAGCUGAGGGAGCUAUUCUUACAACACAGUGUUGUUAUAUCCCUUUUUAAGGAGUGUCAUUGUUCUUGGAUGUGCGCACUAUAUAUGGGAUUUAAACUACCAGCUAGAAAGUAAUACUGUGUCAUUGUAGCUCAGCAUUCAUGACUAGAAAAUCUUCAUAACUUUGCUCGGCCACAGGCUUCAUUUUCAUUUGAAAACAUUCUUACUUGAAAACAUGCCAAGACUGGAAUUAUUCAUUUCUUAUUUAUAUACAUAUAUAUAUAUAUCAUUUUUUGCCAAAGUUGCUCUGAGAUGUAAAACAGUGGUGUAAUGGGAGAGACAUACAUGUUUUACCUCACUAUUAACAAGCAAGAGAAGAAAUGCUUUGUUACAUAUCAUCUUAAUAUUGACUUUAAAUUUUUAGUAGAACAGGGUUAAAAAUGCUGCCCAAUAAAGAGAGCAGUCACUUUAUAUAUCAAAUAUCAUAGUCUGCAACAUGACACUCACACAAUCAGAUUUGUGAAGCAGUACAAUUUUACAGCCAGGGUUUUGUAGGUUUAGAAAACACUUUGUCAGGAUUUGAGCAGCAUCUGAAGGGUCUGAUCAGGAGCUUAUAAUGUAAACAAGUAGAAAUAUUACUGGAAAUCAUUCAAAUGACUUGGCUUGUCUAUGAUUGAUCACAAAACAUUAUCACCAUUGUUGGGUAUCUGUACAGAUAACUUGAGAGUAAUGAGACCUCAAAUGCUGAUAGUUUAAACCCAGCUGACAAAGAUAAGCAAAUUUUAAUUGUCAUUGUUCCAAUUCAGUCAACGGACCAAUUAAAUGAACGAAGCAUGCCCGGAUUAUUCUGUCUUCAUAAAGUGCAGGGAAUGUGGUGCUAAACACAGUCAGUUGUGGGUAGCUUUUUAUCUCCUGUUUCGAUACACUAAAUUCCCUUAAUAUCAGUUGUCAUGAUGUAGUUAGAGUGAUGUGAUUGAGCCCUCAUUACUUAUUAGAAACAUAUUUGAAUUAAAAGAAGAUGAAUCCUUUUUAUCUUUAGGUAUUUAUAACAUCUCCCCUACAAACUGCUGCAUUUAAUUUAUUACUCUUAUUUAUAGUUCUCUUUCAUUUAUCUAUGCCAGGCACAUAACGCUGUAAAUCCUUGUAAAAUAUAUUCAUCAAACAACCACUAGGUGACACAAAUGUCCAGCUUAUUUCAGACAUUGCCAAAUAUGCCAGAGUGCAUUGAGGAACUACCUACCUACUGUAGAGCUUAAAGAAUAAUUGCCUCAGUUUUCAUGUACUGCAUUUGUGCUGUGAAUUGAAAGGUUUUUUUCAUUUGUAUUUGAAAGGUUUGUUUUGCUACUGUGAAAUAGCAGAUCUGUAAAGGUAACAACAGAACCUCAAGCUUAAAGUAACUGGAAGAUGCGCAACAUUGUUGUUGUAUGGAGAUGUUGUAUUUGUGUGGCCUACUACAGUAAACUGCUGUGUGCCGGACAACAUGCAGUUCAUUAUGCACCGACUCAUAUGCUUGGGUACAACAACCCAGUGUUGCAAACAUUCAUAAGCACAAUGUAUGAAAGAUAAGUAUUAACAUGAUUCAAAUGUUUAUGUCUCAAUGUAUGUUAUUAUCUUGUAGUUACUGCUCAUCGGUAGAACAGCAGUUUUCAAAGAAGGGUGCCUUAUUGUUAUCCUUGCAGUGUAAUCCAAGUUGCCUUGUUGUUCAUGAUCAACAAACCAUUCACUUGUUCUCUCGUGUUUCGCGGCGAGCCCUUCCCAUGGAUAUCGAGAGAAAAAAACAACAGCUUCUAAGAUCAAGUUUGUGCCUGAAUCUUUGGCCUUCCAUUCAUUUCAUGUCUCCAACAAGUUAGGUACAGGUUCCUAUGACGUUAACUGUAUCUAAAAACGAUAAUACAGUAUGUGCUGAGGCCAGAAGAGCAAACCUUUUCAACAGUUUUUUGGUCAUGUGCCAGUCUUUAAUCAUUGUAUUGUCAAAUAAAAAGAAAUCUUGUCAAACUAACA